Molecule: messenger RNA, 2586 nt
Organism: Plasmodium falciparum 3D7
Lineage: Eukaryota; Apicomplexa; Aconoidasida; Haemosporida; Plasmodiidae
Product: putative DNA-directed RNA polymerase, alpha subunit
Biological process (GO): DNA-templated transcription
Molecular function (GO): protein dimerization activity; DNA-directed RNA polymerase activity
Source: RefSeq, a predicted model, not a curated record
AUGCCGUUUCUCGUCAUUAUUUCCAUAUGGUUACAUACAAUAAUAGUAAUAUAUAAAUGUGUACAUAUUUUAAAAUCUUCAUAUAUUCCCAAUGCUGAAAAAUUGUUGAUGUUUGAAAGGAAAAAUAAAAGAGGAAAGAUAAAAUUGAUUUUAAAUAAAAAUAAAGAAGAAAAAAGUAUAAGAAGAAAAUCAUUAAAGAAAUAUAUUGUUUAUUCUAUUAACAAUGAUAAAGAGUUUAUACCGAUAAAUGAUAAUUAUAAAAUAUUUCAAAAAAGAAAUUUUAUUAAAAAAUAUCAUGUGAAGGAUGAAGAAAUAAAAGAAUACAUUGAAGAAAUAAAGAAAAAUAGAGCUAGUGGUUAUGAACCUAAAUUUCCUGAGGAGACCUUUCGAACGCCUGAUGGAUUAACAAAUAUAAUAUUAGAUUAUAAAUAUAAAAAUGAUAAUUUAAGAAUUCAUAAUUAUUAUUUUUUUUUCCUUUAUUUUUUGAAGAAAUUAGGUGAUGAGGAGCAAAGGAAAAUUAAAUUAAGGAAAAGAAUGGAAGGGAAGAACGAUGAGUAUGGUGAUAGUAUUAAUGAUGAUGUUGACAAUCGUAUGAUAAAUGUUCAGGAGUUUUUAUUUUUGAAGAAGAAAGGUUUUUUCGAGGGUGAGUUGUAUACAUGGAAAAAUUGGGUUUUGUUGAACAGGGGUGAAUGGAGAGAUACAAUAGUUUAUGGUGACGAGGUUGAUAAUAAUAAUAAUAAUAAUAAUAGUAAUAGUAGUAGUAGUAGUAGUAGUAGUAGUAGUAGUAGUAGUAGUAGUAGUAGUAGUAGUAGUAGUAGUAGUAGUAGUAGUAGUAGUAGUAGUAGUAGUAAUAGGAGUAGUAAUUUUUGUGGUGAUGAUAAUAUAUAUAAUGUAUAUAAUAAUUAUGAUGACGAAUCAUAUGAUAUAAAAACUUUGAGACCUCUGGUAGAACCCAAAAUGAAGAGAAUGCCCAUUGAAUACUGGGGAAGUUUCCGAGCUAUCGAUUUUAAUGUGAAUCAUUAUCCAAUAUAUAAAAAAUUAUUUGAUUAUUUUAAUAAAGUGAAUGUCAACGAAAAUGACGAGAGGGGAAAAUUUUAUCCUUUUCUUUUUUUUCCUCGUUUUGGUGUUGGUAGGGAUAGGUCAGGUUUAGGUUAUGGUGAUGCUCAAUAUUUUGGUAAUUAUGGAGAUUUUUAUGAAAAAAGGAAAGAAAGAGAAGAAAGAAUAAGAAAAAGAAAUAUAGAGAUGCAAUUAAAAGAGAAUGAUAAGGAUAAAGAUAUAUAUGAUAUGAAUAUAAUAGACAAUAAAAGUUCUGAGAGAAUAUUAAAUACAAAUAUACAUAAAGAAAUUUUUAUAGAUAAGGAUGAUUUUGGACCAAAUUUUAUAAAGAUUGAAGAGGCUACUGAUAUAAUAAAAUAUCCACAGAAUGGAAAAUUAUAUCAGAAAUUUUAUAUAGGACCUUUAAAUAUAACAGAUGGACAUACAUUUGGUUCUUUAAUAAAAUAUGUAUGUCAAACUCAGAUUUAUGGAUAUGCAAUUGUUGGGAUAAAAGUUCAUAAUAUGAAUGAAGAUACUAAAAUUAAUAAUGUACAAGAAGAUUUAUUAGAAAUAGCAUUAAAUAUAUCUGAUGUAUGUAUAUAUAGUAAAGAAAUAAAUUUAGAGUCUAAUAUUAGAUUAAUUUUUAAAGGACCUUUAAUGUUAGUUGCUGGUAUGAUACCAUUACCUUCACAUUUAAAAAUAAUAAACAAAGAACAUUAUAUAUGUACGAUAAAAGAAGAUGGAUUUAUAGAUAUAUCCAUAAAGAUAGAAUAUGGAAAAGGGCAUUGGUUAACAUAUGAUAAAGGAUUAUAUAAAAGAGAACGAGGAUCAGAUAAUGAUUGUAUGAAAAAAAGAGAAAUUAAGGAAGUAGUACAUAAAAAUUAUAUGCCUAUUAGUUCUAGUUUUGGGGCAUGUAGAAUGAUAAGAUUAACUGUUCAUAAAAUUGCUACAAAAUUUUGGUGUGAAGACAGAUGUGAAUUUACAGAUCCAAAACAAAUGUUAGUUGUCGAAAUAUGGACAGAUUGUAGAAUGCUACCAAAAAAUGUUCUUUUAUAUGGUAUUAAAAAUAUUAAAAAAAUAUUAAGAAAAUUUAGAGAAAUGAUUGUGAAAGAUACCGAUUUUACAUUUCAGGAAGAAGAACAAGAAAUUAAAAAUUUAUGGCCAGCUAUUGAUAAAUAUAAAUUUUUACAAACUAGACAAAAAAUGGAAGGAGGACCACCUAUACAUAAUAUUGAUGAAGAUGUUCUUAGUGAACAAAUACAAAAAAAUAAAUCACUUGAUCCAUUUUCUCAAGAACUUAUGAAUCCAGAUAAUUUUCCAAAACAUUCAAAUAUACAAUUACCUAUACAAGACACACCACCACCUUUUCUAGAUACAUUGGAAUGGUUAAAAAUGGAAGUCAAGAAGGAAAAUAACAAGAAAAAUAUAACACAAUUCAAAAAUACAAAAGGGAAAGGAACAAAAUAUAAAGAUAAAUUUAAUAAAAACAAAACAUAUGAUUAUGAUGAGUAUUUAAAUGAACGUUUAUCAGAUAUAUUAGACGAAAAAUAA